GACGGCGACGCGCUUCGGGAUGGCAUGCGCGUCGCUCCGACGCUGAAAUUUGUACCGUUUCCUGUGAGAAGGAAGGAAGCACAAAUCGUGGAAAAAUUGCGUGUUUGCUCUCGAUUUCGGUCCAUUCUGCGGUCUCCCCGCUCGAUGCAUCUGAGGCGCUCUCUUGCUUCGCGAGACUGCUGUUUCUUUCGAUAGCGAGCGGGGAAUGUGAGUUCUUGGUGAGCCCGGCGCAGGAGGGGUUGGGAAGAACAGCGCGAUCAGGUAGUGAGCUGAAUGUGUGGAAUUAGCGAAUGACGGAAAUCAUGGAAGCCAGUGAGUGGCGAUUGCGGUGCUUCGUUAUGUCACUGUUAUUUUUCCAUGUAUCGGAAUUUAUGCUCGCUCUACACUACCACGGAGCUGCUGGCGUUGAGUCGUUGUUAAUAACGGGUCCUUAUCUGGUGGCAUUGACAUUCGGCUUGGUGGAGCAUCAUUUGGAGAGUAUGUAUCUGCCAGAAUACAAAUCGCAGACAUAUGUUGCAUAUCUAGGCCUGGCGCUAGUGAUAGUGGGUGAGGUUAUCCGCAAGCUUGCUAUCGUGACUGCGCGACGAAACUUCACGCACGAAAUAAAAGUCGAUUAUGACGAAAAUCAUCAACUGGUCACUCAUGGAAUAUACAGAUACAUGCGACAUCCAAGCUAUUUAGGAUUUUUUGUCUUUGCAAUUGGCACGCAGCUCUUGCUGUGCAAUCCUCUCGCAACAGCUGGAUACAUGAUUAUCUUAUGGCGCUUCUUUCACGAUCGCAUCGAAUAUGAGGAAUUUUUUUUAGUGGAGUUUUUUGGUCCCAAAUACGAGGAGUAUCAAAAGAUAGUUCCAUCAGGAUUGCCAUUUGUAAAAUGAGGACCGGUCAACAAAUGGAAUCCUUGUUUAUGAAAUUUGUGCCUCAAAUUCCAACGCUUCAGGCUCAAUGUCAAGCUCAAGUCUGAAAUUAUUGCUGGUGAAUGCGACAAUCGAAGAGAAACAUACCUACAUCUUUAGAUCUACAAAUCGCUGGAGUCAACUAGCUUCAAUUUACAAGCAGCAAGGUUGAUUCUCAUCUGGCGGGUAUGCUGAAGUUUCACGAAUUGUGUCUUCGACUCUUCACUGUGACAGUUUGAGCUCAAGGCAUGUGAUCGAAUAUCUCUUCAGGCUUUGGUGAAAUCGGAUGUACUCAACUGAGUUCGACUUUUUCUCAUGGGACGGUCACCACACACGACCAUCAGUAAAAUCUUUACGAGAUAGAAUUUUGUUUUUGUAGUUUGGAUAGGUAUAAAUCCACAUACCGGGAAAUUGUGUUGGACAUGACUGUCAAGACAAGCAUCAUUAUGCAUGAGUGUAAAAUAUAACUAUCUUCUCUAUC
Molecule: messenger RNA, 1374 nt
Organism: Marchantia polymorpha subsp. ruderalis
Lineage: Eukaryota; Viridiplantae; Streptophyta; Marchantiopsida; Marchantiales; Marchantiaceae
Source: the annotation of a GenBank genome assembly